Gossypium raimondii (Peruvian cotton) is the source of this 751-nucleotide messenger RNA. RefSeq names its product peroxiredoxin-2B. The record is from RefSeq and is a predicted model, not a curated record. The coding region runs from base 80 to 568 and encodes 162 amino acids. Lineage: Eukaryota; Viridiplantae; Streptophyta; Magnoliopsida; Malvales; Malvaceae. Gene Ontology annotation, cellular component: cytoplasm. Gene Ontology annotation, biological process: hydrogen peroxide catabolic process; cell redox homeostasis; cellular response to oxidative stress. Gene Ontology annotation, molecular function: thioredoxin peroxidase activity. The transcript has 3 exons.
AUACGUAAACAUGCAAAACUUAACCCUCUUCUCUCACCCCACCAACGAACUCAUAACGAAAGAAAAACCACAAAAGUAAAUGGCUUGUAUUGUGGUCGGUGACACGAUUCCCGAUGGUACUCUCUCAUAUGCUGAUGAGGCCCAUCAGAUUCUAAACGUGUCCGUACACUCCCUUGCUGCCGCUAAACAGGUCAUUCUCUGUGGAGUUCCCGGUGCUUUUACCCCCACAUGCAGCUUGAAACAUGUACCAGGUUUCAUUGAAAAGGCAGAGGAGCUCAAGUCAAAAGGCAUUAGUGAGAUUAUCGUCAUCAGUGUUAAUGACCCAUAUGUGAUGAGGGCAUGGGGCAAGUCAUAUCCCGAAAACAAGCACGUAAAGUUCUUGUCUGAUAGCUCAGGUGCUUACGUAAAAACACUAGGGCUUGAGCUUGACGUGUCGGACAGAGGUUUUGGGAUUCGAUCACAAAGGUUUGCUUUGUUGCUUGAUGACCUUAAGGUGAAAGUUGCUAACGUGGAAUCGGAUGGGCAGUUCAAAGUUUCCAGCGCUGAAGAUAUGCUUAAGGCUCUCUAACUUUUAAGGCUCUCCACUACUGUCUUUUUGUUCUGCAAUUCUACUGAAUAAAGUGUGUUUUAGAAUCUUCUUGUAAUAAAGUUAACUUUUCAGUGUACAACGGUUUGCUACUUUGUUGUUUCUUUUGUUUCGAAGGAUGAAAUUCCAUUACAUAAAUCAAUUUCGCAGGUUGAGAUAAGAAAA